Scleropages formosus (Asian bonytongue) is the source of this 3602-nucleotide messenger RNA. It is a transcript of the gene dtnba, whose product is annotated as dystrobrevin, beta a. Gene Ontology annotation, cellular component: synapse; plasma membrane. Bases 970 to 2964 code for a protein of 664 amino acids. The record is from RefSeq and is a predicted model, not a curated record. The transcript is spliced from 23 exons. Gene Ontology annotation, molecular function: zinc ion binding. Gene Ontology annotation, biological process: synaptic signaling. NCBI's taxonomy places the organism in Eukaryota, Metazoa, Chordata, Actinopteri, Osteoglossiformes, Osteoglossidae.
CCGUAGCAGAAAGGCGCAGGGGUGCAAGCAACUCUAUAACGUGCUGCGAGUGACGCAAUGGGCUGCUGGAUCUCCCGCGGAACUAUUAAGGGUGCGUGAAUUGUUAAUCCGCACGAGCCGUUGACGGACUGCGUUACAUGCAGCGAGACCACCUCCUUUUUUGCGUGCGCCUAUAACGUGAACAUACGGUAAUUACAUUGUGGCGCUUCACUCAUCCAUUACAGCGCGCGUUAAAAGUACAAUUAAAACGGGAAGGAAGAGUUGCUCGGGUUGAUGGUUGUAUUUAUGAAAGCGGAGGAAGGACUGACGUCCAGAAUGAUACGGAGGUACAUCUGCGGAGCCACGGCCGCUGCUGCCGCCGUGUGAUGCGGGGAGGGAGCGCGGCAAGCGGCAGUAGCAGCCCGGCGAGAGAGGGCCACUCCGGCGGAGUCCGAGCCGCCAGCUUCGCUACCACGUCCACCUCCACCGCCGCAGUCCCACACUGAGUGAAGCAGCAGCAGGAGCAGCAGAAGAGAACUGCAGCAGCGGCGGACGCGACCGAAGCCGCGCAACACCGCGGCGGACAUGGAAGCGCCCCGCCACCUUCCCCCUUCGCCCGUGGUGGAGCUCGAAUACUAACGACGUCGAGCAGCGACCCUGUCACGGCGUUCGCGGAGGGAACGGAGCGGGGAUGAAAGAGGAAAGAGCGGCUCUGCUCCUCCGUUUGAUGCUGUAGUGUAGUGUAGCUGCGCGUGCGAGCCACCAGCCCGUGUGUGUCGUCUCUCGGCGAGUGACUCGACUCCCUCCCCCGGGCGAAUUCGCGCCGAAAGGACCCCGGAGGAGCCCCGCUGCUGCUGCCGGCGCGCGGACAGCCGCGCGUGCCCUCCCGCGGCUCUUUCACUUUCCUCGCAGGACUGCAAGCCUUCGCUCGGACAUAUAAGGAACCCCUUUCAACGAGUCCACUUGCUCAUUCUAAAGCUGUCAAAAAGGAUGAUUGAGGAAGGAGGCAAAAGAGGCAAGACCAUGGCUGAAAAGAGGCAGCUCUUCAUGGAAAUGAGGGCACAGAAUUUUGACGUCAUCAGACUAUCAACAUAUCGGACGGCUUGCAAGUUACGAUUUGUGCAAAAAAGAUGCAACCUUCACCUAGUGGACGUCUGGAACAUGAUUGAGGCCUUUCGCGACAAUGGCUUAAAUACACUGGACCACAACACGGAAAUCAACGUCUCCAGGCUGGAAACCAUCAUCUCGUCAAUCUACUACCAACUGAACAAGCGCUUGCCAACCACUCACCAGAUCAGUGUGGAACAAUCCAUUAGCCUACUGCUGAACUUCAUGGUGGCGGCCUAUGACAGUGAGGGACAUGGGAAGCUGACGGUGUUCUCUGUGAAAGCCAUGUUAGCGACUAUGUGCGGUGGGAAAAUAGUGGACAAGCUUCGUUACAUAUUUUCCCAGAUCUCUGACUCCAACGGUAUGAUGACCUUCACAAAGUUCGACCAGUUUUUACGAGAGGUGCUGAAGCUGCCCACUGCUGUGUUUGAAGGGCCGUCCUUUGGGUACACAGAGCAUUCCGUGCGCACGUGCUUUCCUCAACAGAAGAAGAUCACACUGAACAUGUUUCUGGAUGCCCUCAUGGCUGAUCCUCCCCCACAGUGCCUCGUAUGGCUGCCUCUUAUGCACCGACUUGCCAACGUGGAGAAUGUCUUCCAUCCAGUGGAAUGCUCCUAUUGCCGGAGCGAGAGUAUGAUGGGCUUCCGCUACCGAUGCCAGCAGUGCCACAACUACCAGCUGUGUCAGAACUGCUUCUGGCGUGGCCAUGCGAGCGGCCCACACAGCAACCAGCACCAGAUGAAGGAGCACUCAUCCUGGAAAUCACCUGCCAAGAAGCUGAGCCAUGCCAUCAGCAAGUCCUUGGGCUGCGUCCCAAGCAGAGAGCCAGCCCACCCCGUGUUUCCUGAGCAGCCUGAGAGACCCCUGGACCUGGCGCACAUUGUUCCCCCCCGGUCUGUGCCAAACAACAUGAACGACACUAUGGUGAUGUCUUCUGGGGCACCCACGCCCACGAAAAGGUCGCAGCUGGGAGUGGCUGCAGCACAUGGCGUGACUGAGGAGCAUGCUCUCAUUGCAGCAUAUGUGACUCGCCUGCAGAGCAGCACACGCGCCUUAGACAGCCCCAGCCGGCUAGACGAGGAGCACCGCCUCAUUGCCCGUUACGCGGCUCGCCUGGCAGCAGAGGCAGGGAACAGCACGCAACGCCCCCCGACAGAUCUGAGCUUCAACUUUGAUGCCAAUAAGCAACAGAGACAGCUCAUAGCAGAGCUGGAAAAUAAGAACAGGGAGAUCCUGCAGGAGAUCCAGCGGUUGCGCCUGGAGCACGAGCAAGCGUCUCAGCCCACCCCAGAGAAGGCCCAGCAGAACCCCACGCUCCUUGCUGAGCUGCGUCUGCUAAGGCAGAGGAAGGAUGAGCUGGAGCAGCGCAUGUCAGCCCUGCAGGAGAGCAGGAGGGAGCUCAUGGUGCAGCUGGAGGGACUCAUGAAGCUGCUCAAGGAUGAAGAACAGAAACAGGCCGCCCAGGCUGCCAACUCGCCCCAUGCCUCACCCAGUCAUGGAGCCAGCCGCCCCAUGCCCAUGCCCGUCCGCUCCACAUCAGCUGGCUCCACACCUACCCACGUGCCCCAAGACUCCUUAGCAGGCGUCGGAGGGGAUGUCCAGGAAGCCUUCGCUCAGGGUGCCCGUCGAAAUCUUAGGAAUGACCUUUUAGUGGCAGCUGAUUCUAUUACAAACACCAUGUCUUCACUGGUGAAAGAACUCCACUCUGUAGAUGAUGGCUGUGAGGAAGAAGAUGACAAGAUGCAGAAUGGGAAGGACAGGGGGCCGGCUGAGAUAUCCAUAGCCAAUGUUAAGCAGAAUGAAUCGAAAUGGAAAAAGUCCAAGCACAGUGACUGUACAGAGCCAAGUGAUCACUGUGCAGACUCUCCGUCGUCAUGAGAACAGGCAUCCCCCCAUCCCCCAUCGCUGAAGACACUCGGAAGAGCAGGGGAAGCCACACCCCGCGAGCCCGCCUCAGCUGGGAGACCCUCUCCUGGCGUUGUCUCCUAGAAUAGUGCAUGCUGUGUUUUCGCCAGGAUUUUAGCCUGGUCAGAAGCUUCCUGAUGCCAUCCAUUGUUUUGUGUGUCGGCUGGCUUGUGUGAACUCCACCCCCUGUGGCUCCUGCCGCGGCGUCAGGAGCAGCUGACAGGAUUCCACCUUGCACCCGCAUUGUUCCUCGCUCACCCCUUCGGGCUUUUUGCUAAAAACUGCUACCAUGUGCAUAGAGCAGGAUCACAUGGGGACGUUGAGCCUGGAAUCCCCUCCUUGUCCAGAAGCUUUCAUGCGAUAGGCUUUGCAUGGCGCUGCGCUGCAGUCCGGCCUUCGUCCCUCAGCCACUUCCUCUUUGCCUGGUGUUGCGGAACAGUUCUUCAUAUGCAGACCUGUUUGGCUCAUCACUGUUGGAUGUGACUCCAUCUUGUAACUAUGUCUGCGUUUGCUGCAGAGGGACGCGUGUGUCAGAGGUGAAAUUCUGUCCUUUGUUUAGCCCGGUAUGUUUAAAAUGAAUUCCGUUCCCAAAGUAACUGCUGGCUGGGGGG